Papilio polytes (common Mormon) is the source of this 2013-nucleotide messenger RNA. Its product is annotated as pescadillo homolog. Gene Ontology annotation, cellular component: PeBoW complex; nucleolus. The transcript is spliced from 6 exons. Gene Ontology annotation, biological process: maturation of LSU-rRNA from tricistronic rRNA transcript (SSU-rRNA, 5.8S rRNA, LSU-rRNA); ribosome biogenesis. NCBI's taxonomy places the organism in Eukaryota, Metazoa, Arthropoda, Insecta, Lepidoptera, Papilionidae. Gene Ontology annotation, molecular function: RNA binding. The coding region runs from base 139 to 1965 and encodes 608 amino acids. The record is from RefSeq and is a predicted model, not a curated record.
GUCAAUGUUUCUCAUGCUUUCUUUUUCUUUUGCGCUGUAGCCUGUAGCCAAAACAUUUUGUUAAAUUACCUAUGAUCGAUUUAUUACGCUAUAAACUUUCAUAAGUUAUCGUGUAAACUUAUUUAUCAAAGUUAAAAAAUGGUUUCCAAGAAAAAGAAGAAGUAUUCGUCGGGAGAAGGAGCGCAGUUUAUGACAAGAAAAGCUGCACUAAAGAAACUACAGCUUUCAUUGAAAGACUUCAGGCGCAUAUGUAUCCUUAAAGGAAUAUACCCAAGAGAGCCACGUAACCGGAAAAGAGCUCAAAAAGGUGCUGGAGGAAUCAAAACUUUAUAUCACACAAAGGAUAUUAAAUUUUUGUUACACGAACCCAUAAUAUGGAAGCUGAGAGACUUGAAGGUGUAUCAACAAAAGAUCCGAAAAGCUCGUGCUACGAGAGAAUUUGGUCGAAUGAGAAGAUAUUUACGAGAUUAUCCAUCUAUAAACAUUGAUCAUAUUGUUAAAGAGAGAUAUCCAACAUUUGUUGAUGCAUUAAGAGACCUUGAUGACUGUCUCACAUUGUGCUUCCUCUUCAGUACCUUCCCAUCUCUAAAGAAAGUUCCCAGGGAUCAGUCAUUACUAUGCAGGAGAUUAUCUGUUGAGUUCAUGCAUGCGGUAAUAGCAGCAAAGGCUUUACGUAAAGUUUUUAUAUCAAUCAAAGGUUACUACUACCAAGCUGAAUUUGAAGGGCAAACUAUAACUUGGAUUGUGCCACAUCAUUUCUCCUUCCAGCCUCAAAGCAAAGAUGAAGUAGAUUUUAAAAUAAUGUCAACAUUUGUUGAGUUCUACACAAUGAUGCUGGGAUUUGUUAACUUCAAACUGUUCCAUUCCCUGAACCUUGUCUAUCCACCACAAUUGACAGCAGGUUUUACACCAGAGACUGACAAGGACCUUGUUGACGAACAUGCAUACGUAGCUGAGAGAAUUGCCGCUCUAAAUAUUUCCGUAGCAAAGAUAGCCGGUUCAAAUGAUGUGGAAGAGUUGCCUGAAAUUGAUGUAUUUGAAACUGAAGAUGGAGAUCCACAGAAACUCGAAGAAGCAAAACUGGAAGUUGAAAAGGUUAAAUAUCUGAAAACAAUGUUCAAAGGUCUUAAAUUUUUCUUGAAUCGUGAAGUACCGAGGGAACCUUUGGUGUUUAUAAUAAGAUGCUUCGGAGGUGAGGUGUCAUGGGAUAAGGAUCACUUUGUCGGAGCCACAUUUGAUGAAACUGAUGAGUCUAUUACAUACCAAAUAGUUGAUAGACCAAGUAUGGAUAAGCAGUAUCUUUCACGUUAUUAUGUCCAACCUCAAUGGGUGUUUGACAGUGUUAAUACUAGAACACUACUUCCGAUUAAUAAAUAUCUAAUGGGAGCGGUUCUGCCACCUCAUUUAUCGCCAUUUGUAGACAAGAUCAAGGACCAAGUAUAUAUGCCACCUGAAGAGAGGGCUUUGAAGGAUCCUAACUUUAAACCAUUAGAUGACGAUCCAUCCGGAAGUGAAAUUGAGGAAGCCAGUGACGAAGAUGCCGAGGAAAAAGAUGAAGGUAGUUCAGAGGAAGAUGAGGAAAAAGUGUUGACGCGGCAGUACCAGCAAGAAGUAGCUGAAGAGUCGUCCAGUGAUGAUGAAGAUGGUGAAGAUGAUUUAGACCCAGAGAAAAAGAAACUGGCUAAAGAAAAGAAAAAAGCAAUGGCUGUAUCAACUGGUGUGACUCACAAAGAACAUCCAUAUCAGAAAGAAAUUGAGGAUAAACAGGCGUUCAGACUAAGAGAGAAACUUGUAAGGAAGAAGCAUAGAAACCUUUACAAGAGCAUGAAAGCGGGACAAGAACAGAGGAAGAAGGAGAUAUGGUUGUUGAGGAAGAAACGACGUCUUCACGACGAGAAAGUUAAAGAAGAGAAAAAGGCAGAAAAACGAAAACAGAAAAUGCAAGCACUAGAAGCCGCUUCUUAAUAUGCUAAAUGAAAUAAAAUCAUCCAAUAAAAUAAAUAUUUUAAUUUU